Messenger RNA from Kogia breviceps (pygmy sperm whale), 1474 nucleotides. RefSeq names its product dual specificity phosphatase 26 (gene DUSP26). Gene Ontology annotation, cellular component: cytoplasm. Gene Ontology annotation, biological process: protein dephosphorylation; negative regulation of MAPK cascade. Gene Ontology annotation, molecular function: MAP kinase phosphatase activity; protein tyrosine/serine/threonine phosphatase activity. NCBI's taxonomy places the organism in Eukaryota, Metazoa, Chordata, Mammalia, Artiodactyla, Physeteridae. The record is from RefSeq and is a predicted model, not a curated record.
GAGCGUGUGUGCUCAAGACACAGUCCGGGACGACUUACAUAAUGUCAGCUUUAGGCAAAGUGCCUGUCAUUGGCGCAGCUCCGAAAAUACACAUACACACUAGCAUGCCUGCGAGGCGGGGCCACAGGGGGUGCGGGCUGCGUGGCCCACGCCGCGUGUCCACUCGGGCCACCGGGUGUGAGGCUGUGUCCCUGUGUGUCGCUGACACACACGUACACUGAUACCAGCCCUGCUCCGACGUGCGUGUCAUGGCUUAAAAAUAGAUGCUAAUCCGUCAACCGGUCUGGCGCUGGCAGCCGAGGCGGCGGUGGCGGCCGAGUCAUGGCCGUGGGGCUGUCUGAGCCGGCGAUCUGCCUCCGGGACUGAGACCCGCGCCGCCUCCCGAGCUUCACACGGGCGGCAGAAUCUGUUUCCAGGAAGGGUUGUUUGCGACCCAGAUGGUGGGGUCGCGGAGGAAGAGUAGAUGGCGGUGGUGAUGCUGUUGAAGCCGAGAGCUGCGGUGGUGGUGACGGCUCUCGCGCUCUGUUUCUGUGCUCCUUCCGACCCGCCGGGGAACAAGCCCCGCCCCGAACACCCCAAGGCCCCCUCUCCCCUCACCAGUCCUGAUCCUAAGAGCUCCGCUCCUUUUGCCCCCAGCAGCUACCUGGAGACUGACCCCUCAUCACCGGCCACCCGCGCGGCUGCCACGGUUCCUGCCGCCUCUAAGAUGUGCCCCGGUAACUGGCUCUGGGCUUCGGUGACAUUUAUGGCCCGCUUCUCCCGGGGUGGCUCGAGGUCUCCUGUUCACGCGAGAGGGGCCCUGGAAGAGAUACCAGCUGUCCAGCAUCCCUUCCUCAACGUCUUUGAGUUGGAGAGGCUUCUCUACACGGGCAAGACGGCCUGUAACCAUGCCGACGAGGUCUGGCCAGGCCUCUACCUCGGAGACCAGGAAAUCGCCAGCAACCACCGGGAGCUCUGCCGCCUGGGUAUCAGCCACGUCCUCAACGCCUCUCACAGCAGGUGGCGAGGGACACCCGAGGCCUACGUGGGGCUGGGCAUCCGCUACCUGGGCGUCGAGGCCCACGACUCGCCGGCCUUCGAUAUGAGCGUCCACUUCCAGGCGGCCGCCGACUUCAUCCACCGGGCACUGAGCCAGCCGGGAGGGAGGAUCCUGGUGCACUGUGCCGUGGGCGUGAGCCGCUCGGCCACUCUGGUGCUGGCCUACCUCAUGCUGUACCACAGCCUCACCCUCGUGGAGGCCAUCAAAAAAGUCAAGGACCACCGAGGCAUCAUCCCCAACAGGGGCUUCUUGAGGCAGCUCCUGGCUCUGGACCGCAGGCUGCGGCAGCGUCUGCAGGCGUGAGGGGACAGAGGGAGGGAGGGAGGUCAGGCCAGGCCUGUGGGUCCCUGGAUCCCAGCUGGAGAGUGGAGGCCCCGGGGGGCAGGUUGCAGGCGGCCCAGCGAACCCAUCCUCUCCUGAGAGGGCCGGGACGCG